This is a messenger RNA of Leptinotarsa decemlineata (Colorado potato beetle), 2412 nucleotides long. RefSeq names its product nuclear pore complex protein Nup160 (gene Nup160). Gene Ontology annotation, cellular component: nuclear pore. Lineage: Eukaryota; Metazoa; Arthropoda; Insecta; Coleoptera; Chrysomelidae. Gene Ontology annotation, molecular function: structural constituent of nuclear pore. The record is from RefSeq and is a predicted model, not a curated record.
CCUUUAAGUUUCAAAUCAAUAAAACGUCAGCCAUCUGUCAAAGUGUGGUAAAAAAAUCUGGACCUGUUUUUUAUUCUUAUUCAUCUUGAGUUGCGUGUCGUGUGUCUUUGUGCAUAUUUUUCGGUUACGCGAGGUUCCAUAGUUCUUUCCCUUCUUCUUUAGUGAAUGUUAUAAACUCUAAACUUAUCCCCAGAAUGGGGGACUCGUUAGAAGGGACGGAGUCGUCUUCCGAAACGCAAAAUGUGGCACUUGUCGAUUUUACAGCAUUCACAAAUUUCAUUCUUAAAGCAGCAACCGUUCUCCUUCCGGAAGAUGAUGGUCAAGCGGAACCCACAAAUUUGGUAACGGCUCUUGAUGAUAAAGUCAACCAGGAAUAUAUUAGAAAAUUUAUAAGUGAUCCGCAAGUAACAACCUUGUAUAUACAACGGAAUUCAUCAAAAGAUGAUGACAGCGAUCAGCCACCCGAAGGUGAAGAAGAAAAAGAACCGGUCAUGUACUAUGUCAGCAACGAGGUUCACUAUUCCAACUCCAAAAUGUCCAGUCUGGUAUGCAUCAAAAGAGGUCCAGUUGUUGAAGCAGACAAAAGUAUUAGAGCUCAGGUUAGACUGAUGAAUUUUAGUGAAGGAUCACCAUAUGAAAUUUUACAUGACUAUGUUAGCAGAACUGUCGCUCCAUUUUUCAAAUCAUAUGUUAAAGAGUCAGGAAGAGCAGACCGAAAGGGUGGAAACUUUUUACUCGCUGCUUCUUUUCUGACUACGGGCGAAAACUACAAAGCUCAGGAACUGUUCGAAAGAGCAGCCAAAGGAAUUUUUACUGAUACCUUCCUGCAAGAGAGAGUCUUAAAAGGUGCUGAAGACAAUCCGACAAAGGCAUAUAUCAAUUAUUAUUUGAAGGUCAUUCAACUGUUCGAGUUACAUAAGGCCAGAGAUUGUGCAAUAAGUAUUGCAAAUACUGCACUGAGUGUUGUCGAACCAACUGACCCUCUUACGGCCACCCUGUACUCGAUCAAAUUCAAACAUCAGCUUGCCCUGAAACACUACGAGCUCGCUUUCGACUCCCUUUAUUCGAAUCCGGAUGCUGAGCGUAAAAAGGAUAACUUGAGAGACCUAGUAAAAACAUUACUGGACGAAAAAAAGUUGGACAAGUUACUGAACUUCACCUAUGGAAAUUUGGAUGAAUUUUUCACGAAUAUUCUGUUGAGCAGAGCUAGAGCAUCAGACGGAAUCAAUAAUAUCUUCUAUGAUUUUCUUUACUCGUACCAAAUUAAGAGGGGAGCACUUUCUCAUAGAUUAGCUGCUUCUGUAAUGUACGAGCAAGCAUUCAGAUUAAAUCACAUCAAUACUGCAGAAUCUUUGGAAAAGCAAGUGAAAUGCUAUCUAGCGGCUAAAAACGUGUUACAACUCUGUAAACCGGAACAUGCUUGGGUAGUGAGACCAUCUGACCCAGAUGAAGAAGAGGAGGAAAUUGUCAUUCAACCGUUGGCAGGAUCCAAACAGGAACUGAAAGUAGUCAAGCUACAAAAACAGGUUGAAGUAGUCAACAUCGAAGUUAUAAAGACUGAACUGAUUUUCGCAAGCGCUAAACUCAAACUAGCUAGAUUCAAUAGUGCUGCACCGGUGACUAUUACAAGCGCAGUGGAGUUGGUAACUCUUCUCAACAACGCAGGUCUUUUCAAGACCUCAUUGGAAAUUUGUAAGACUUUCAACCUACCAUACAGCAGCGUUUUUGAAACUCUCACCAAACACUGUGUCAAUCUCACUGAACAGGACCAGCCAACUGCUUGGAACUGGCUUGUAGAGAACGACUUACAAGAUCUUCCUGUCAAUAGAGACAGUGCCUCUGAUGUUGUAUGGCAAUUAUUACAGGACUACUUAGAAAAGUACGAGCAGCCAUACAUGACAACUUUACAUUACGUAGUCUGUAAGAAAAUCAUCAAUAUGAGGAUGUACAUACCUCACUGGCUCUUGGCUUCUUACAAGCUUCGAAAUGCUCCUGAACUAUUGCGACUUCUACACGGUUCUGGGAGGUUGGAAGAAGCCAUAGAGGUAGCCAACGAAUAUCUGCUAGCUGCUUUGGGGUACGGCAAAGAAUUCUAUGGGUUUUCAAAGCCUGUGGCUCCAGUUGCUACCACUUUCUGUUUACCAGUCUACGCUAUUCAGAGUUUGAUAAAUGAGCUAGACCUACAUAAUUCAAAGAGAUUGGAACAGCCAUAUAUAAAGGAAUGUGUCAAUCUUAAGUCUGUAUUUUCAAAAUAUUUAGAAACUUCGACCAGGGUUUCCAAUCAAAUGUGCCAGACAGCGUUAACAUCAGGAACGUUGAGAACGAAUAUGCCUUUGAUGAGUUAGUACUUAGAUGUAAUAGUGUAUUGUAGGUUAUUUUUCAUCAUUUAUUAAAAACUAAUUUGAAAACCUA